Molecule: messenger RNA, 1773 nt
Organism: Maniola jurtina (meadow brown)
Lineage: Eukaryota; Metazoa; Arthropoda; Insecta; Lepidoptera; Nymphalidae
Product: zwei Ig domain protein zig-8-like
Exons: 9
Coding region: 309-1154 (281 amino acids)
Biological process (GO): synapse organization
Cellular component (GO): neuron projection membrane
Source: RefSeq, a predicted model, not a curated record
UCGGCGUACCCGUGUGUGUACCAGUGUGUGUGUUCUGUGUGUGCUGUGCAGUGUGUGCUUGGAUUUUAUGACGUAAUUUUGACAUCUAGAGCCUGAAACUUAGCUGUAAAUUGGUCGAAAAAGACGCAAGUUUUUUCGCAACCCAUAGAAGCUGUGUUUGGUGUCGAAUUAGAAAAAAACAUUCAAGAAUAGUGAGAAAAACAUUAAAAAUAGUCCCCGGAAACUGAGGCGUGACGUCAUGAAGAAGAUGAGGAUAACGGUGUAGCUGAGCGUUAAAGGGGGAUUAUGAACAGUCACAUGGUCUAGCCAUGACGAUGGCUUUUCUAUUCGGCGCGCUCGGUGCUUUAGCUCUCGUCAGUCGCACGGGUUGCACAGACAACACAAAUGGAGUGGACGGAGGCCAAGAGAUAGAGUACACGGACGUAGACUUAGGAGUCACGCAGCGAGGACCACAUUUCGAUCUGGCGUACUCCAGAAACGUUACAGCGCUGGUUGGGAAGACCGCACAGCUGAACUGCAGGGUUCACGAUCUUGGGAACAGAACAGUAUCAUGGAUAAGGCAUCGAGACAUCCACCUCUUGACCUCGGGCAGGAUGACCUACACGUCCGACCAGAGGUUCAUCAGUGUCCACAACCCACACACUGAGGACUGGAUAUUGAAGAUAAGGUUUCCACAGCGGCGUGACUCCGGCAUCUACGAGUGCCAAGUUGGAACCACGCCGCCCAUAGGCCACCGGAUGUACCUCUCCGUUGUCGAGCCGCUGACAACGAUCCUGGGUGGUCCAGAGCUGUUCAUCAACAUGGGCAGCACAAUUAAUCUCACUUGCGUCGUGCAGCACUCGCCGGAACCACCCCCCGCGAUACGCUGGACUCACAAUGAUGAGGAAAUCAACUACGACUCACCCCGUGGAGGGGUGUCGGUCAUCACUGAGAAGGGUGAGAUGACGACGUCUCACCUGCUGGUGCAGAAGGCUCGAGCGCCUGACUCCGGCCGGUACACCUGCGCACCGGCAAAUGCCAACCCUAGAUCCGUUCUCGUCCAUGUGUUAAGUGGAGAGCACCCAGCAGCGAUGCAGCACGGAGGUCAGCUCCGUCUCCAGUACCCACUCUCGGCCGCCCUCCUAAGUGUCAUCGUCACCCUCAUGGGCUGCUAGUAUCAUUUAGCUUCAUCUAGCUUAAGAUGCGGCUUCGUGCAAUAGUGUAAGUCCAUCAAUCAGCCUGUUUGCGUCCACUGCUGGACAAUCUGAAACUGAUCAAAUGAAAGGCUUAAUUAGCUUGUAUAAUUUUUUAUAAGUGUUUUACUUACACACAAGGAGAUUUCUAAAUAAUUUUUAAAUACAUAUCACAAAUUGUGGAACUGGCACGAUUCGAACCUGCAUCUUCUGGGAAUCGCGCAAAAUGCCUUAACAAUUAGGCCACAGUUCGCCUUGCUGCCAGUGCCCAAAUUUGAGAUACCUAUUAUGUAUAUUCACCCAGUACUAAUUGGCAUUAACAGUCGCUUCAGUAAGUUGUGAAAGCGUCUAUGUUUUGACUCAGUUCAUAUAGAUCUUGACGGGAAUGUGGCGGGUGAUUUCAGGGGCAAAAUCGAUGGUGUUAUACGUAGAAAAUCAAUUAAGAGGAAGAUGGAUUCACACACAAAGGGUUCCGUACGAAAAAACGUAUACACUAUUGCACGAAUCCGCUUAUUUUAUGAUAAGAAGUACAUUAAAUAUAUAUUUUGUCAACCAUAUUGAAUAUAAAAGCUAAGUUAACAGGGCUCUCUCCGUCACUCGC